AUGGAGGAAGAACCAGGUGAUUUGCCCUCCUCAAGUACAGUACCGCGUCCUGAUUCGCCUAUCUCCGCCCCACUUACCUCAGAACCGGUUCUUGGCGUUCUUGAAUCAUCAACCUCUAAUUCUCAAGCAGUCGCAAAUACCGAUGCUGGUGACAAUAUUUCGACCUGCUCUUCUGAUCCAUGUGCAGCUGCGCAUACUUCGUCUUCACGAUCGUCUGUGCAAAUGGAGCCCAACCAGAAUGAGCCUAAUGAAGACUCUGGACGCGACGGUCAUAACAAUCUUAGUAGUGCGAUCUUGGAGUACACUCACUUUGUCAAGUUUCGUGAUCAAUCCUACUGGCACUGUAACUGGAUCCCCGGUAAUACCAUCCUUUUCAUGCACCCUAGCAUGGUGAAGAAUUAUCACCGGAAGCAUGCCGAGGAGGUGGGGGAGGCGGAUGCAGCCUAUGAGGCGGGCCAGCAGGAGACCGGUAUUCCCAGCUCUGAUGGAGAGUCGGGUAGUGAUACUGAGAAGGACGACGACGAGGAGAAGAAGAAGAAAGCUGAUGCUACAGAAGCUGACAAUGACAACAAACCUGCUGCUGCUGCGGUAGAAGAGACGCCGCUCAUCGGCGGAAGGCUCGUCUUACCGUAA
This is a messenger RNA of Dibothriocephalus latus, 633 nucleotides long. The record is from the annotation of a GenBank genome assembly. Lineage: Eukaryota; Metazoa; Platyhelminthes; Cestoda; Diphyllobothriidea; Diphyllobothriidae.